This is a messenger RNA of Python bivittatus (Burmese python), 1182 nucleotides long. It is a transcript of the gene SHISA9, whose product is annotated as shisa family member 9. Gene Ontology annotation, biological process: regulation of short-term neuronal synaptic plasticity; regulation of AMPA receptor activity. The record is from RefSeq and is a predicted model, not a curated record. NCBI's taxonomy places the organism in Eukaryota, Metazoa, Chordata, Lepidosauria, Squamata, Pythonidae. Gene Ontology annotation, cellular component: AMPA glutamate receptor complex; dendritic spine membrane; postsynaptic membrane.
AUGAAGGGCUUCCUCCGUUUGGUUUUGGGCUACUUGGCAGCAGACCUUCUCCCCCCUCUCCUGUGUCGGGCACAGGAGAAAGUCGGGCAACACCUGGGCAGCAUCGUGAUGCUGUUUGACUCCGGCGGGAACCACAGCCGAGCUGGUGAGCCACCACCCGCCGACGCCUCGGAGCCGCCCCCCAGCCCGGAGGCAUGCCGGGGCUACUUCGAUGUGAUGGGCCAGUGGGACGAGGCUUUCAAUUGCAGUGUCCGCGGCUACCCUUUUUGCUGUGGCACGUGUGGCUUCCGUUUCUGCUGCCAGGAUCAGAAGAGACGUUUGGACCAGGACAUCUGCACCAACUACAUCAAGCCUCCCUGGCUUAACGGGCGCAAGAUGACCAACCGACCCAUGGACCCAUCCCAUGACCCCACCCGUGACAAGACGAACCUCAUCGUCUACAUCAUCUGCGGGGUGGUUGCCGUCAUGGUGUUGGUGGGCAUCUUCACCAAACUGGGGCUGGAGAAAGCACACCGGCCCCAGCGGGAGCACAUGUCCAGAGCGCUUGCCGACGUGAUGCGACCGGAAGGUCCCUGCACGGCAGAUCAUAUGGAAACAGAUCUCAAUAUCGUGGUUCACAUGCAGCAUUAUGAGAACAUGGAAACGAGACCACCCACCAAUAACUUACAUGCAACCCAGAUGAAUAAUGUGGUGCCGACAUCACCUCUCCUCCCACAACUGGCUCAUCCACAUUCCUUCCCAAGCAUGGGGCAGAUUACAAAUCCAUAUGAACAGCAGCCUCCAGGAAAGGAGCUUAAUAAGUAUGCGUCUCUGAAGGCAGUAGCAGACAAGGGCAAUGAUGAUUUCUACUCAAAACGGCGUCAUCUGGCAGAGCUGGCUGCGAAAGGAAGUUUGCCUUUGCACCCGGUGCACGUGGAGGAAGAUCGGCCAUACAUCCUUGAAGGGGGGACCAUGAAACAAAAUGGACAGAAGUCCAAAGCCACCAAACCACAUAUGCACCCCUUGGCUUACAAAACCUGGGAUCCUAGUGAUCAGUCCCUUCGGCGGCAGGCCUACGCAACCAAAGGGAGGAACCUUGUUGGAGAUCCUGCUGUGAGAGACCCAUUGACCACGCGGAGUCAGCAUUAUUUACCCACACAGCCAUACUUCAUCACUAACAGCAAGACAGAAGUGACUGUUUGA